Talpa occidentalis (Iberian mole) is the source of this 1172-nucleotide messenger RNA. RefSeq names its product C-C motif chemokine receptor 9 (gene CCR9). The coding region runs from base 5 to 1099 and encodes 364 amino acids. NCBI's taxonomy places the organism in Eukaryota, Metazoa, Chordata, Mammalia, Eulipotyphla, Talpidae. Gene Ontology annotation, cellular component: membrane. Gene Ontology annotation, biological process: chemotaxis; G protein-coupled receptor signaling pathway; immune response. The record is from RefSeq and is a predicted model, not a curated record. Gene Ontology annotation, molecular function: C-C chemokine receptor activity. The transcript is spliced from 2 exons.
CAUCAUGACAGACACGGAAAUCAUGAGUCCCAUGCCCGAUGAGUUUAUGUACAGCUUUGCAGCCACUGCGGAUGACUACAUGAACGACACCACCAGCUACUUCUGCCAUAAAGACCACAUCAGGCAGUUUGCAAGCAAAACUCUCCCACCCAUCUACUGGAUCGUGUUCUUAAUCGGUACCCUGGGCAACAGCCUGGUCGCCCUCGUCUACUGGUACUGCACGAGAGUGAAGACCAUGACCGACAUGUUCCUUCUGAAUCUGGCCAUCGCCGACCUGCUCUUUCUUUCCACUCUUCCCUUCUGGGCCAUUGGCCUUGACGGGUGGAUAUUCCAAACCUUCACGUGCAAAGUGGUCAACAGCAUGUACAAGAUGAACUUCUACAGCUGCGUGCUGCUGAUCAUGUGCAUCAGCGUGGACCGGUACAUCGCCAUUGCUCGGGCUAUGAAGGCACAGAACUGGAAGAAGAAAAGACUUCUCUACAGCAAAAUGGUUUGCUUUGCUGUCUGGGUGUUAGCGACUCUGCUCUGCAUUCCAGAAAUCAUGUACAGCCAAAUCAAGGAGCAAUCCGACACUUUCAUUUGCACCAUGGUCUACCCUGGGGAUGAGAGCACCAAGCUGAAGUCAGCUGUCUUGACCCUGAAGGUCAUCCUGGGGUUCCUCCUUCCCUUUGUGGUCAUGGCUUGCUGCUACACCCUCAUCAUUCACACUCUGAUACAAGCCAAGAAGUCAUCCAAGCACAAGGCCCUCAAGGUCACCAUCUCUGUCCUCACCGUCUUCUUCCUAUCUCAGUUCCCUUACAACUGUGUUCUGGCGGUGCAGGCCAUCGAUGUCCACUUUGGCUUCAUUUCCAGCUGUGCUGCUUCCAUCCGGAUCGACAUCAGCCUCCACGUCACUCAGACCAUUGCCUUUUUCCACAGUUGCCUGAACCCUGUUCUCUACGUUUUCGUGGGUGAGAGAUUCCGCCGGGAUCUUGUGAAAACCCUGAAGAAACUGGGCUGCAUUAGCCAGGCUCAGUGGGUCUCUUUUACCCGGAGAGAGGGCAGCUUCAGGCUGUCAUCCACGUUGCUGGAGACAACCUCGGGAGCGCUCUCCCUGUGAGGGGUCUCCGCGCUCAUGUGGCUGGUCCUUUUGGAAGUAACGAGAAAUAGAGAUGCAGCUUCCACACUGAUGA